UUUUGAUGCGGUGGGGUUUUGGUGUUUAGAGGGGAUUUGGAAGGGAUUGGAGGAGGGAGAGGGGUUUGGUUUGGGGGAAUGUGACUAGGGUUUGGGCCGUAGUUGGGAGUAAGAGGAGGAGGAGAGGGGGAUUUGGCUCAUUGAUGCUCGGCCGCGGCGGAGGCGGAGCCGGAGGAGGAGGCGGAGGGGCGUGUCAAUGGCGGCGGCGGAUCUCGGCCGGGCGGGGCCGGUCGAGAGGGAUGUUGAGCAGGCCAUCACUGCUCUUAAAAAGGGAGCAUACUUACUCAAGUACGGGCGCCGAGGCAAGCCAAAAUUUUGUCCAUUCAGGCUGUCCAAUGAUGAAUCUGUGCUAAUAUGGUUCUCAGGCAAAGAGGAGAAACACCUCAAGUUGAGUCAUGUAUCCAGAAUAAUUCCUGGACAACGAACUGCAAUAUUUCAGAGGUAUCCACGGCCUGAGAAAGAGUGUCAAUCAUUUUCUCUCAUCUACAAUGAUGGCUCAUUGGAUCUUAUCUGCAAAGAUAAAGAUGAAGCUGAAGUUUGGUUUGCUGGUUUAAAGACAUUGAUUUCACGAACCCAGCACCGAAAAUUGAGAACAGAAUCAAGAAGUGAUGGAAUAUCGUCAGGCACAACCAGCCCAAGAACAUAUACACGUAGAAGUUCACCUUUAAGCUCUCCUUUCAGCAGCAACGAUAGCUUUCAGAAGGAUGGCAGUGAAAAUUUUCGCAUUCGAAGUCCGUAUGGUAGUCCACCAAAGAAUGGUACAGAGAAGCCCUUUCCCGAUGUUAUAUUAUAUGCUCCUCCUCCGAAGGGCUUCUUUCCUUCAGAUUCGACUUCUGGCUCCGUCCGUUCUGCGUCUUCCGGGUACUCUGAUAACGUUAAUGGGCAUUCAAGAGGCAUAACAAUGGAUGGCUACAGGGUAAGUCUGUCAAGUGCCGUUAGCUCAUCAAGCCAAGGCUCUGGUCAUGAUGAAGGUGAUGCUUUAGGAGAUGUUUUCAUAUGGGGGGAAGGUACUGGGGAAGGGCUUUUGGGCGGUGGAAACAAUAGACUUGGAAGCUGUUCCGGUCCCAAGAUGGACUUUCUUAUGCCAAAAGCAUUUGAAUCAGCUGUUAUUCUUGAUGUUCAGACUAUUGCUUGUGGUGGGAGGCAUGCUGCGCUUGUGACGAAGCAAGGAGAGGUCUAUUCUUGGGGGGAGGAAUCAGGGGGCCGGCUAGGACAUGGUAUGGAUUCUGAUGCCUCGCAUCCGAAACUCGUUGAUGCUCUUGCUAAUACAAACAUUGAAUUGCUAGCUUGUGGGGAGUAUCACACUUGUGCUGUUACACUCUCUGGAGAAUUGUACACAUGGGGAGAUGGUACUUUCAAUCUUGGGCUUCUUGGUCAUGGAAAUCAAGUGAGCCACUGGGCCCCUAAAAGGGUUAAUGGGCCUCUGGAGGGCCUACAUGUUUCAUCAAUCUCUUGUGGGCCGUGGCAUACUGCUGUUGUAACUUCUGCUGGGCAGCUGUUUACCUUUGGAGAUGGGACUUUUGGUGCCCUAGGUCAUGGAGACCGCAAAAGUUCUUUAAUUCCUAGGGAAGUAGAAUCUCUAAGAGGGCUUCGUACAGUGCGAGCUGCUUGUGGGGUUUGGCAUACUGCUGCGGUUGUAGAGGUUAUGGUUGGAAGUUCGAAUUUGAGCAAUUGUUCUUCUGGUAAGAUCUUCACAUGGGGCGAUGGUGAUAAAGGCCGUCUAGGUCAUGGCGACAGAGAACCAAGACUCGUACCAACCUGUGUGGCUGCUUUGGUUGAGCCAAAUUUUUGCCAAGUGGCUUGCGGCCAUAGCCUGACCGUAGCCCUUACAACAUCUGGCCAUGUCUUUACAAUGGGUAGCAACGUCUAUGGUCAGCUUGGAAAUCCUCAAGCGGACGGUAAACUUCCCGUUUUAGUUGAGGGAAAGCUUUUCAGAAACUUUGUGGAGGAGAUUUCUUGUGGGGCCUAUCAUGUUGCAGUUUUGACUUCAAGGACUGAAGUUUAUACAUGGGGCAAAGGAGCAAAUGGCCGAUUAGGGCAUGGCGACACUGACGAUCGGAACUCACCGACGUUGGUUGAAGCUUUGAAAGAUAAACAAGUCAGAAGUGUUGUUUGCGGGACUAAUUUUACUGCAGCAAUCUGCAUUCAUAAAUGGGUUUCUGGUGUUGAUCAGUCUAUGUGCUCGGGCUGCCGCUUGCCUUUUAAUUUUAAGAGGAAACGCCAUAAUUGCUAUAAUUGUGCCCUAGUGUUUUGUCAUUCUUGCAGCAGUAAAAAGUCUCUUAGGGCUUCGAUGUCACCAAACCCUAACAAGCCCUAUCGCGUCUGUGACAACUGUUAUAACAGGCUAAAUAGGGCUUCAGAAAUCAAUUCCUUAGCUAACAGGAAAGGAAAUGUAAUACAAGGGUUUGGUGACGUGAUUGAGAAGGAAGAGAAACCGGACCUCAGAUCAAAUGUGCAAAUUUCUAGAUUGUCUUCAAUGGAGUCCUUUAAGCAUGCCGAUAGUAAAUCUUUGAAGAAAAACAAGAAAUUUGAGUUUAAUAGUCCGGUCCCCAAUGGAAAUUCCCAUUGGGGUGGACUUACUAUUUCGAAAUCUUUCAAUCCUGUAUUUGGAACUUCGAAAAAGUUUUUCUCAGCUUCUGUUCCUGGAUCAAGAAUUGUUUCUAGGGCAACAUCGCCUAUAUCAAGAAGGGCGAGCCCGCCUCGUUCAACAACACCAACGCCAACUCUUGGGGGACUAACUUCUUGGAAGGUUGUUGCGGAUGAUACGAAAAUGACAAAUGAUAGCCUAAGUCAAGAGGUUCUUACAUUGAGAGCUCAGGUGGAGAGUCUUACUCGGAAGUUGCAACUUCAAGAAGCUGAGUUGGAAAGGACAACUAAACAGUUGAAGGAGGCUGUUGCUAUUGCAGGGGAAGAAACUGCAAAGUGCAAAGCAGCAAAAGAAGUUAUCAAAUCACUCACUGCACAGUUGAAGGGCAUGGCCGAACGGCUUCCUGUGGGAGCUACCAAGAACAAUGGCAGACUACCUCCUGUAGCACCCAUCUUGACAAGUGAAACAGCAUCCACAGGCAUUGAUUUUGUGAACAGCCCACUAAAUUCAAGUGAACCAGAUUCAAAUGGUUCUAACGGUUUUCCAUUCACACAUGGAGCAAGUUCCAUCAGCAAUCUCCGGAGAGGUUCUUCCGAUGUGGUGAAGAAUGGAAGCAAAGUCACCGAUGCGGAUGGUAAUAACGAACCCGAAUGGGUUGAGCAAUAUGAACCUGGGGUUUAUAUUACCCUCGGUUCUUUGCCUGGGGGUGCUAGAGAACUCAGACGGGUUCGCUUCAGUCGAAAGCGGUUCAGUGAAAGACAAGCAGAGCAAUGGUGGGCGGAGAACCGCGCGUGGGUAUACGAGAAGUACAAUAUCCGCAUUGUCGAUAAAUCCACCGCCAGUAUCGGCAAUGAUGAAGCAUCUCAUUAAUAUUAGAUGUGACUUAAAAAUAAUUUACGAAUUACUAAUUUAGAGCCAGGCCCCAAUCGUGAAAGACGCUUUCGUCCGGUUGGUAUGAUGGCAAUAGUUUUAUUUAGCCCCAUUAGAAAAGUAAACAAAAAUUCAGGGCCUCUGCAACUAAGAGUUCUUGGUUGGUAUUUUACACAAUAAUUUCUUUUUUUUAAAAAAAAAAUAUUUCGGGUUCUCUCUCUUCUUUUUGUGUGAGAAAAUCGAGCGAAUCUUAGCUUGAGGAAUGUAAAUUCCUAGUGGCAGAUGGCUAAUUUUUAGUCUUGUAAAUGUAUAAGCGAAUGAGACAGCUAUCUUUUUCUAGUUCCUUUUCGUUUUAUUUAUAAUUUGAUAAAUGUAAAGCGUCAAGCGCGAAUUGAAUGGUGGGAGUAAAGAUGCCAAAAAUCCUCUUUUAGUUGAGAUCUAAUUGAAUAGCUGCUGUACAAAAUGAGUUUCUAUUUGUUGCUUUAAAA
Messenger RNA from Ananas comosus (pineapple), 3945 nucleotides. RefSeq lists its product as uncharacterized. NCBI's taxonomy places the organism in Eukaryota, Viridiplantae, Streptophyta, Magnoliopsida, Poales, Bromeliaceae. Gene Ontology annotation, molecular function: metal ion binding. The coding region runs from base 197 to 3457 and encodes 1086 amino acids. The record is from RefSeq and is a predicted model, not a curated record. The transcript is spliced from 9 exons.